Molecule: messenger RNA, 1835 nt
Organism: Engraulis encrasicolus (European anchovy)
Lineage: Eukaryota; Metazoa; Chordata; Actinopteri; Clupeiformes; Engraulidae
Product: UPF0450 protein C17orf58-like
Exons: 5
Coding region: 25-1206 (393 amino acids)
Molecular function (GO): protein binding
Source: RefSeq, a predicted model, not a curated record
UCUAAGAAGGACAGAACUUCCAUAAUGACCGGAUUACUCUUGUUCUUUUUGGUCGCCUGUCGUUUCUCUGACGCAGAGGAGCAUACAGUAAACGAAUUAUUCUCUUUACUUGGUUCAGGGCCGGAGAAGACAGGUAAUGGCGAACAACCCGAGCCACGGCAGAACAACAGCAGGGUGAACGGGAAAGACGCGGUCUUGCCUGUGAACGAGCUAUUGGGUCAAUCCAAGAAAACCGGGGACACCAAAUACACUCUUCACCCGCUACCUGCCGGAGUGUGGCCGAAGCACACGGACCUGGUGCCUAUUCCUCGCCUCGUACCCCACGCUAAGACCAAGAAGGUGUCCAAAACGGACCGCUUACCCGUGGAGCACAACAGCGAGAAGAACAGGGACGCAGGGCGCGCGAGCGUGCCCAACAUUCUGCACCCCAAAGGCGCACCUGUCGCGAACCGCACGCACAAAAAUUUGCCCGAGAGCGAAAAUCAUUCCAACAACAACCCCCCACCGAGUGAGUCUGACACUGGCCCCUAUUCGAGGUCUCGCAACACACAGUUGUCCUCCAACGCAAGGAAAGACCGAGACCCCCCUAAUAAUAACCGGCGCCUCGACCCCGAGGAGAACCGUCCGGGGAAGUCGAGUCUGACCACCGGGGGUAAUCUAAACAACACCCGACCCUUUGUGCUGUACAACCGCCGCUCAUCCAGCCUGCUGUACCACUUCGACAUCCUUAAAAGAGAGUCAGACUUCACCCAAGACGCCGUGUGCCUGAGUGAAUGCAGAAAGGAGAGAGACGAAAGGGAACACUAUUGUUACAGCGAGUUUGCCAUCAACGGCAUCGUGCACGACAUCGAGGUCCUGCGGCGCGGCAUCCGUCUCAUCACCCUGCUGGUGAACAGCGAUGGCUUCUACAAGAUGAGCCGCCUGUACGUCACCCCUGACAGCUACUUCUUCAAGGUUCGCGUCCUGGUGCUGGACACCUUCAAGUGCUCCAAACCCUGUCCUGACCUCAAGCUGGGGAGCCGCUACAUCGUGAUGGGCCAGAUCUACCACCGGAGGCGCCACCUGCCAGCCGAGCUGCUGGCCGUGGUGGGGGGCAAGCUGAAGCCGGGUGACGGCCUCCUGCGCAGCAACAACUACGUCAAGCGCUACAACAGGAGGCGCCACCAGAAGACCCAGGAGGCCACGCGGGGAUCCAAGUGCCGCUGAGCUGAUUGGCCGAUGGUGAUGGGGCAUCCUGGGAGCUGGUGGCCAUGGCGAUGGGGCAUCCUGGAUUAUUCAGAAGCUUUUACAACCCAGUGCCACACAUUCCAAAAGACUGUUUGUUUUUUUAAAUAUAUUUUUUGUCUUUUAUUAGUGUAUUCAUGACGAGACUGUGAGAGAUUUUGACAGGAAAUGUGGGAGAGAGAGAUGGGGAAGGUCCGACAAACUAAGGAUCCUGACCAGAAUUGAACCCGGGUCGCCGGCGUAGCAGCCCAGUGCCCUCCCGUUAGAGCUGAUUGGGAUGAUGCGGCAUCACAACCCAGUGCCACGUAUUCCAAAAGACUGUCUUGACCUGUCCAAUUUACGCGCUUUUCCACAAUCACAUUAAUCAAGUUCCAUUGUGAGGCGAAGCAGGUAUUGACCUCUACCGGAGUCCUUAUAAAAAUAGUGUAGUGUGGCGUGGUGUAAGGUUAUGCUCAAGUCACCGGUUGCAGCAACUUACUCAUACCUGUGCUUUGAAUGCAUUGAAUCAACGGUGUGAGACAUCAUGUGAAGAAGGCCAACAGGCCUACUUCAGUGGUUCUCACCCUUUUUUGAACAAACGCCCCCUUGACCUCAUCAUAAGCCUCCAAAUG